Punica granatum (pomegranate) is the source of this 1956-nucleotide messenger RNA. The record is from RefSeq and is a predicted model, not a curated record. Lineage: Eukaryota; Viridiplantae; Streptophyta; Magnoliopsida; Myrtales; Lythraceae.
GCUUUGAUUAGCCGAUCAAAAAUCAUAUAACCCACAAGAGGAUCUCCCUCUAUAACUGAACAAAGGAAAACGUCAAUAAUGUCGCAACCCGAUUUGGUGCCCGACACUUGGAACUACAAAGGCCGCCCUGCCAAGCGGUCCAAGACAGGCGGCUGGACAAGCGCCGCAAUGAUUCUAGGUUGUGAGGCGUGCGAGAGGUUAACGACGCUGGGGAUUGCAGUCAAUCUAGUGACGUACUUGACGGGAACUAUGCAUCUGGGGAACGCAGCCUCCGCAAACACAGUCACAAACUUCCUGGGCACCUCCUUCAUGCUCUGCCUCUUUGGAGGCUUUGUGGCGGACACAUUCCUCGGCAGGUAUCGAACCAUUGCAAUCUUCGCGGCUGUUCAGGCAAUUGGUAUCACUAUCUUGACCAUAUCAACAAUAAUUCCGGGGCUCCGCCCGCCGAAAUGCAACCCUGCCACCGGCUCGCCUUGUGUUCCAGCAACAGAGACGCAGUUGAUGGUCCUCUACCUAGCCCUCUAUAUCAUCGCCUUAGGCACAGGAGGGCUCAAGUCUAGUGUGUCAGGGUUUGGAUCGGACCAGUUCGACGAGUCCAACAAGUUUGAGCGGGCCCAAAUGACUACCUUCUUCAACUGGUUCUUCUUUUUCAUCAACAGUGGAUCACUCUGUGCUGUCACGGUGCUCGUCUACAUACAGGACCACCUGGGAAGGGGAUGGGGCUAUGGCAUCUGUGCUGGAGCAGUUGCAAUCGGGUUGUUCGUGUUCCUCUUGGGCACGAGGAGGUACCGGUUUAAGAAACUGGCUGGAAGCCCAUUGACGCAGAUAGCAGCUGUGUUCAUCAGCGCAUGGAGGAAGCGGCGAUUAGAGCUGCCCUCGGAUCCAUCGGCUCUAUACAAUGUGGAUGAAAUUGUUGCGGUUGGAGUAGAGACUCCCAAGAAUAAAAAGAAGCAGAUAUUGCCCCAUAGCAAGCAAUUCCGUUUCUUGGACAAGGCAGCCAUCAAGGAACCCGAAAUGCCGAUGAACCAAUGGUACUUGUCAACCCUAACCGACGUGGAAGAAGUGAAAUUGGUGCUGAGGAUGUUGCCCAUUUGGGCCACAACAAUCAUGUUUUGGACCAUACAUGCACAGAUGAUGACGUUCUCGAUCGCUCAGGCGACCACCAUGGACCGCCACAUCGAGCGGUUCCAAAUUCCGCCCGCCUCCCUGACUGUUUUCUUCGUCGGCAGCAUCCUGCUGACGGUCCUUAUCUAUGACCGUGUGGUGGUCCCCGUUACUCGAAGAUUGCUGAAGAAUCCCCAGGGCCUUACCCCACUCCAGAGGAUCGGGGUCGGGCUGGCGUUCUCCGUGAUCACCAUGGCGAUGGCGGCCUUGGUUGAGCUCAAGCGGCUCCAUGUUGCCCGAUUGCACGGACUCAUAGGAAAUUGGCCAGCGGUGGUCCCGAUCACCGUGUUCUGGCUUGCUCCGCAGUUCUUCUUCAUCGGGUCGGGGGAGGCGUUCAUCUACAUUGGGCAACUCGAUUUCUUCCUAAGGGAGUGUCCUAAAGGGAUGAAGGCCAUGAGCACAGGGCUUUUCCUAAGCACACUCUCAUUGGGGUUCUUCCUUAGCUCUCUGUUGGUGACUAUAGUGCACAAGGUGACAGGGCACAAGAAGCCAUGGCUAGCUGACAAUCUCAAUCAAGGGAGAUUAUACAAUUUCUAUGGGCUUCUGGCAAUAUUAAGUGCCCUAAAUUUUGUUAUAUAUUUGGUUUGUGCCAAGUGGUAUGUGUACAAGGACAAGAGGCUAGCUGAGGAGGGGAUUAAAUUAGAAGAAACAGGACCGAUAUGUCAUGCAUAGAAAGAGGUAUACAUAGGAUCAUAGUUUCAACAGCUUCUUAACUACUUUAUCCUGAAUGUUUGUCUCAAUUAUGUAUCAUUUUACAUAAUGAAGUAAUGAUUAAUGGAAUGGUUUUAGUUC